AUGGCGGAGCGAGAGAAAGGAGCCGCAUCUCCGCCCGCCUCCUCCCCCUUCCUGGGGCUGCACCUCGCCUCGCCCCCCAAUUUCAGGCUCACCCACGACAUCAGCCUCGAGGAGUUUGAGGAUGAAGACCUCUCUGAGAUCACUGAUGAGUGUGGAAUCAGUCUGCACUGCAAGGAGAGCCUGGCCACCCGGGGCCAUGUGAGCCGUGCGGGCGGCGGGGCCCGGGCGGCGGGCGGCGCGGAGGGCAGCCGGCUGCAGGCGGAGAUGCUCCAGCUCGACCUCAUCGAUGCGACGGGGGAAACGCCGGCCGAGGAGCAAACGGCCACCGAGCCGAUGCAAAAAGAACCCCCGGCUGGGACUACGGAUGUCUACAGGCCGAAGAGACCCACAACACUCAACCUCUUCCCGCAGGUGCCUCGCAGCCAGGACACCCUGAACAACAACUCUCUGGGGAAAAAGCACAGUUGGCAGGAGCGGGUGUCCCGGUCAUCGUCCCCUCUGAAAACGGGUGAGCAGACCCCUCCCCACGACCACGUUUGCCUGAGCGAUGAGGUCAAUCACCAAAACAGCACAACUUCCACCAAAGACCGGGGCACGUCGACGGAGAGCCCGUGCCGGCGCACGGCGGGCACGCAGAUGGCAGCCGCCUGCGUCCCCAGGGCGGCCGACAAGCACCAGGCCGCCGGCCGGCCCCCGCCUCACGGCGCCAGCGUGGUGGUGGUGACCACCAGGGGCCCCGAGGCUCACCGCGACCGCAUCCGCUACCAGACGGACGUGAGGCUGGAGGCCACCGAGGAGAUCUACCUGACGCCCGUGCAGAAGAACUCGGACCCCCUGGAGAACGACAAGCCCUUCGUGUCGCAGCCCAGCGAGAACCGCAUGUCCGUCAGCUCCGACGCCGACACCUCCGGCUACUCGGCCUUGGCGGGGAAAACCAAGCCCUCCAUCAGCGAGGAGGAUGAGGUGCUGGACUACAUGUCCUCUCCUGACAAGACGAACCCGCCCAGGGCCUCCUGCGGUGGUGGGAGCGGCGGCUGCCGGCCGGGCCGCGGCCUUCAGCGAGCUUCGGUGAGCUCGGACACCAGCGCCCUGUCCUACGACUCGGUCAAGUACACGCUGGUGGUGGAUGAGAACGUGCAGCUGGAGCUGGUGAGCCUCAAGCAGUGCUACUCAGGCUACAGCGACGAGAGCGACUCGGCCACCGUCUACGACAACUGCGUGUCCUCGCCCUACGAGUCGGCCAUCGGCGAGGAGUACGAGGAGGACGCGCUGAAGCGAGACUCGGUCUGUCUCUCCGAGGACUCCACCCCCGAGGCCGACAUCCACUUCUCCAAGAAGUUCCUCAACGUCUUCAUGAGCGGCCGGGCGCGCUCCUCCAGUGCCGAGUCCUUCGGGUUGUUCUCCUGUAUGAUCAACGGGGAAGAGCAGGAGCAGACUCACCGUGCUGUCUUUAGGUUUGUGCCUCGCCACGCGGAUGAGCUGGAGCUGGAGGUGGAUGACCCUUUGCUGGUGGAGGUGCAGGCAGAGGAUUAUUGGUACGAGGCCUACAACAUGCGCACGGGCAACCGGGGCAUUUUUCCUGCCUACUACGCGAUCGAGGUCACCAAGGAGCCAGAGCAUGUCACAGCUCUGGCCAAGAGCAGUGACUGGGUGGACCAGUUUCGGGUGAAGUUCCUUGGCUCGGUGCAGGUUCCCUAUCACAAGGGCAACGAUGUGCUGUGCGCGGCCAUGCAGAAGAUUGCCACCACCCGCCGCCUCACUGUGCACUUUAACCCACCCUCCAGCUGCGUCCUAGAGAUCAGCGUGCGCGGCGUCAAGAUCGCCGUCAAAGCCGAUGACUCCAAGGAGCACAGCAAGGUAAACAAGUGCAGCCAUUUUUUCCAGCUGAAGAACAUUUCCUUUUGUGGGUACCAUCCAAAGAACAACAAAUAUUUUGGGUUCAUCACCAAGCACCCUGCUGACCACAGAUUUGCCUGUCACGUCUUUGUCUCGGAGGAGUCCACGAAGCCCCUGGCAGAGUCUGUAGGGAGGGCUUUUCAGCAGUUCUACAAGGAGUAUGUGGAGUACACGUGCCCCACAGAGGACAUCUACCUGGAGUAGAGGCCUGCAGAGGCCCCUCCUGCACAGGCAGGGCUGCAGUCUCGCCCCUUCCCCGCGUCGUGCAUGGACAAGAGCGGCUCUGAGGCCGGCGGAGCAGCGGGCCCGGGGCACCGAGCGCCGUCUCUUUUCAUGCCUCCCCUUCCUCGGGCUGGGGGGAGGGGGGAGGGCUGGACAAAUGGUGUUUAUUGUACAGAAUACUUAGUUUAUUCUCCCAGAGCAGCACGCUCAGGCCCUUCCUGCUGCAGGUGAUGGCAUCUCCUCCUCAGGCCCGUGGGGUGGGGGGAACUUGGAACGCAGCGGCGGAGUCGGACUCUGGCCGUGGGAAGACACAGCAGCUACAACUGACAAGCCCCAGCUGCUGGCUCUUGCCUGGGAGCUGGGCUUGCCCUGGCUGGGCAUCACCUCCCUGCCAGGCCCUGGGGCCACUGCUGCUGGGCAGGGAGGAACAGGGACCUCCAGUAUCUCCUCUGCCAGAGCAGGUGCCAGGAUGAGCUGCCUCCGCCUUGUCUCUCCCCUCUUGUGUCUGUGUCUGGGGAGAGAGAGAAAUCCUGCUCCUUUCCCCCUUUCCCCUGGCUGGCAGGGGCAGGGCCCCCGGGGUGCUGGGUGCCCCUGCCCAGAGCUGGGAGCCUACCAGGAGCGGGGCAGGGAAGGGCUAAAGCCUGCAGGGAGAUGGGUGAAGCACGGGGGAGGGAGAAGAGCAUCUCCCCAUCCCUGCAGCCAGCGGUCUCUGUGCUUCAGCUGGAUCUGCUGUGAUGGCAACAACUAUUAAAUACGA
Colius striatus (speckled mousebird) is the source of this 2875-nucleotide messenger RNA. RefSeq names its product mitogen-activated protein kinase 8 interacting protein 1 (gene MAPK8IP1). Gene Ontology annotation, molecular function: protein binding. Gene Ontology annotation, cellular component: cytoplasm. The record is from RefSeq and is a predicted model, not a curated record. NCBI's taxonomy places the organism in Eukaryota, Metazoa, Chordata, Aves, Coliiformes, Coliidae. Gene Ontology annotation, biological process: regulation of JNK cascade. Bases 1 to 2100 code for a protein of 699 amino acids. The transcript is spliced from 12 exons.